GCUCUACUCUACACUUCCACCAUCACAACCUCCUCUCUGAACCACCAUUGACUUUCCAAAGUCAAACCCACCUUCAACCUGCAGUAUAGUGCUAUCUCACAAGAUAUGGAUACUGCUUGUGUUUCAGAACAAAACACAGUCAUCCAUGAGCUGACUCAAGGGAUACAAAUGGCUAAGCAGCUAAGAUCCAAUCUGAACUCACCUCAAGUCAGAGACUUCUUGAUACACAAUAUCUUAUCUUCAUAUGAUAAAAUUCUCUUGGUUCUUAAAUCUGCUGACUCUGCUGGACCUCCGACCCCUGGUCUGCUCGACUCACCGAUAUCCGGAGGGAGCCUACAAAGUGGAGGAUUCGAGUUUGGCCAACUCGUUGAUGAUCAGCUGGGCCAAAAUGUCGUUUCCAGAAAGAGAAAGGCGUCGACAGAAUGGGAAGAUCAAGUUAGAAUCAGCACUGACGACGGGCUAGAGGGUAAAACCGAUGAUGGUUACAAUUGGAGGAAGUAUGGGCAGAAACUCAUUUUAGGUUCCAAAUAUCCAAGAAGUUAUUAUAGAUGCACAUACCGGAAGGCUAAGAACUGCUUGGCAACAAAACAAGUGCAGAGAACAGAUGAAGUCCCUGCAGUAUUUGAGAUUGCAUACAAAGGGAAACACACCUGCAACCAUGGCCCCACCCAGUCGGCAGCACCAUCACCAGCUUCGCCUGAAAAACAUGAAAUAGAGCCACCCCACCACUACCACCACCACCACCACCACCACCACCACCAAUCAUCACCAAAUCCCAGUGAGGUGCUCUCAGAUUUCAAAGCCAACCUCAGUGUUAACACUACUGACUUGGGUGCCACUGAUCCAUCGUCAUUUUCCUUCUCUCCAACACCAUUUGGAAUCUUAGAAAGUUGCCAGGAACUUCUUUUUCCAAAUCAUUUCGAUGAUGAACUCUUGCAAGGCUAUUCACCACCGUUCAUCUCUCCGGCCACCUCUGAAUUAAACUUAUUCUCAGACUGGAACAGCUUACCAAUGAUGGAUUUCCCAACUGAUCCGGAAGAUACAUUCUCGAAUUACAAAUUUAGUAACUCGUAUCUUCUAGAAGGAUGCAGCCUUAGAUAACCCUCAAGAACUAUAGAUAUUUGAAUAAUUCAAGAUAAGAAUUCUGCAUCAGUAGAAUUCAAGAUUGAUGAUCAUGUUUGUAACAUAUAUUAGUGUAAGAUUUUGUAGCCAAGGAACAUCUAAAGUUAUGUAUGAAUAUCAAAUAUCAAUUUUUUGCCAGUGAAAAAGAUGGUACGUGAUCGAAC
Messenger RNA from Cynara cardunculus var. scolymus (artichoke), 1286 nucleotides. Its product is annotated as probable WRKY transcription factor 41. Gene Ontology annotation, cellular component: nucleus. Bases 106 to 1101 code for a protein of 331 amino acids. The transcript is spliced from 3 exons. Gene Ontology annotation, biological process: regulation of DNA-templated transcription. Gene Ontology annotation, molecular function: DNA-binding transcription factor activity; transcription cis-regulatory region binding. The record is from RefSeq and is a predicted model, not a curated record. Lineage: Eukaryota; Viridiplantae; Streptophyta; Magnoliopsida; Asterales; Asteraceae.